AUGGAUGAUUACAAACAACUAGGACCAGGAAUUUUUUCAUGCUCUAGGAAAUUUCCAUUUUUAACAACGCGUCUACAACAAUAUGGCAAGUCAAUCAACGAUUUACUUCAGUAUGACGAAGCUUCUGACCAUGCACAACUAGCGCGUCUUGUUGAUAGACCAAUGAAAGAAAUCAAUGAUUACUAUAGAAAUCUUAAAAAGGAUUUGCAAGUCGAUCCUACGUCAGUGAAUAGCUUAUUGGAUUCGGAGUUUAUUAGCACGGGUCUACCAAGUAUUGAUCGAGAACUAGGUGGGGGUAUUCCAAUUGGAGAAGUAACAGAAAUAUUUGGUGCUAGUGGCUGUGGGAAAUCACAUUUUCUAUUUCAACUACUAUCCAAUUGUGGUAAAGAAUUCCCAACUAGCAAAAACAUAUAUAUAUCGACUGAAUCAUUUUUAGAAACCAAGAGAUUAAAAGAUUUCAUAGGAAGAAACUCGUCUAAUAUUGACACUGAUUUGGAUCGGAUAUCUUAUAUAUAUUGUCAAGAUUUGGAAAGUCAAGAUCAUAUUCUAUUUACCCAAUUGCCAUUGAAAUUGGAUUCAGACAAGGGGAAGACAAAAUUAUUAGUGUUAGAUUCUAUUGCACAACAUUUCCGGAGAGAAGAUUCUAUUAUGAACUCGACGUAUUUAAAAGAAAAAUUAGAAGUGCAGGAAGGAGAGAUAGCAGACGAUAGACUGUUCCAAGAAGUGAAAAGGAAACAAAUGAAUCAAUUGCGAAGAUUUAACAAGUCACAGAAAUAUGCUUCGCGAACAGCCAAGUUGUAUUAUAUCUGUCAAUUAUAUCAACACUUGUCUAGAUUAGCCCAAGACUUUAACAUUGCUAUUGUGAUAGUAAACCAGGUUAGUGAUUAUUCUUUUGAAUCAUCUGGAUCAUUCACUGAGGCAGAGGCGGGAGAACUUGAUUAUCCAUUGAAUUUGGAUUUCCAAACUGCCGUGUCUUCUGGAUGGGAUAGUAGGACCAUAUACAAUAGUAUUCCUACGGCUAAUAUAACUUUGAAAAACGAGGAAAUCGAGAAUUUGGAAAUGGAGUUGGCAAAGUCGCUUGAAGAGAGAAGUCCUAAUAAACGUCAAAAACUCUCCAAUACCAGCUCCCCACAAAAGCAGGAACACAACUUGAAUCCUCGUGAAAGGUUAGAAAGACAGAAAUCUUUAAUUUCCAAAUCGCAUGAGAUGAGGAAUAGAGGUUCAAAAAAGAUUGUCCCUACAUUAGGUUAUCCAUGGGCAACAAGGAUCAAAAAUCGAAUCAUGUUAUCCAAGGUGUACAAGCCUAUAUUGAAGUCGAAUAUGGAUGGUGACAUUGUGAAUGAUGACCAAUCUUUACAGACUAAUAGUAUACACGACAAAAGGUCUAGUGCAGAACUAUAUAAACUGUUUGUUUCCAUUGAUGGCUGGCAAGUUGAAAGGUUUGCAAAAGUGGUUACAUCUACGCAUGGCUACAAUCCUAAUAGAUUUAAAAGAUACAGAUUUAUAAUAAAUUCACAAGGGUUAGCAGAAGUAUAA
This is a messenger RNA of Candida albicans SC5314, 1536 nucleotides long. It is a transcript of the gene RAD57, whose product is annotated as putative DNA-dependent ATPase. Gene Ontology annotation, molecular function: single-stranded DNA binding; ATP binding; ATP-dependent DNA damage sensor activity. The record is from RefSeq and is a predicted model, not a curated record. The transcript has a single exon. NCBI's taxonomy places the organism in Eukaryota, Fungi, Ascomycota, Pichiomycetes, Serinales, Debaryomycetaceae. The coding region runs from base 1 to 1536 and encodes 511 amino acids. Gene Ontology annotation, biological process: mitotic recombination; DNA repair; DNA recombinase assembly.